Perca fluviatilis (European perch) is the source of this 7324-nucleotide messenger RNA. RefSeq names its product latent transforming growth factor beta binding protein 1 (gene ltbp1). NCBI's taxonomy places the organism in Eukaryota, Metazoa, Chordata, Actinopteri, Perciformes, Percidae. Gene Ontology annotation, molecular function: calcium ion binding. The record is from RefSeq and is a predicted model, not a curated record. The transcript is spliced from 29 exons. Bases 434 to 4861 code for a protein of 1475 amino acids.
CUCUUAGCAAAUGUACUUGGUGUGAGUGACGUCACGUCUGGAGGCUGGCUGCUCGCGCUGCUCCCUCUGUUCACCUCCAACAGAGACAUUUUCCUGGAGUUCUCCGGACAGAGUCCGAUCCCCGCAGCAGCUCGGAGGCCCUCCACGGUGGAGCAAGACAGAACACGGAGCUACAUUCACUUCUACAGCCGAGGAACGAUUGGAGUUACACUCCCAUUCUUUACAUUAUUAUUAUUAUUAUUAUUAUUUCAAACGUUCAAAGCGUUAUUCACUGGGUAACGUUAGCUUAUUUAGUGGGCACCAGGAAUAUGCUCAGAAAUACAACCGUUGUCGUUACUCGUAAGAAGUGAAAGGAGUGUUUCAAGGAGCCGAACGUAACCUGGACCUCUUUCACCCCCCAAAACUUUUGUUUAACUUCCUAAGCGGUGUGGAUAUGGCUUGGAUUAAAUGGGGCCUCUUAUUUUCGUUCGGUUUGCUUAUCUCUCCGGUAUGUGUGUCAGCGGAGCAGCAGCAGAGCCAGAGCGGCUUCAGGAGACUGUACGUGCUGCAGCCGGGGCCGGUGACGGGGCCCGGGCCGGGGGCGGCCGGAGCCAACGGCGGGGUGCGAGUCAGCUCCAUCUCGACGCGUCACGGCGCGGCAGGGCAGCCGCACACGUACAACGUGGAGCUCUCCGCCAACUUCGGCGGUCAGGUCCGGACUCGCAGGAUGGGGAACCAAGCGGCUUCAGCCUCGCACUUGAGUCAGCAGCAGAGCCAGCAGCAGCUCCUGAAGCUGUCUGGGGUGAAUGUCUGCGGAGGCCAAUGCUGUCAUGGAUGGACUAAAGCUCAGGGAUCACAGCGGUGCACACAGCCCAACUGCAUCCCUCAAUGCCAGAACGGAGGAAUGUGCCUCAGGCCUCAGCUCUGUGUCUGCAAGCCUGGCUCAAAGGGGAAGGCAUGCGAGCAGAAGACGAUGCCCACACAUCCCUUCCCAGCACUGCCUGGGAAUGGGCACACCACUGCUAACUCAAAUGGACACACUAAUGGACACAAUGUGGUGCCCCAGCGGCCCAUACCUCAGCAAGUUUCUCCCAAUGGUUAUGCCUCUGCCCCCGCUCCAUCUAACAACAUGGCCCAGAUGAAACUAAGUGUCAGGCCGGCCCCCCAGUUUGUACGACCACCUUACAUCCAACAACACAUCCAACAACAGAUCCGGCCCAUGCACCCAAGUCAGAGCCAGCAGUAUGUUAUGAAGCCCAAAUACUACCACACACACACCACGCACACACAGACGCAUGUCCAGUCCCAACCUGAGAGGCCCAUCCCCCUAACAGUGGCACACAACCCCAUCCAUGUGGGCAACCAUACAGGACGGAUCAAGGUGGUGUUCACACCAACCAUCUGCAAGGUAACCUGCAUGGGGGGCAGAUGUCACAACAACUGUGAGCUGGGAAACACCACCACCAUCAUCAGUGAGAACGGCCGCGCUACUGACACCCUGACAGCCCCCAACUUCAGAGUAGUGGUGUGUCACCUGCCGUGUAUGAAUGGCGGGAAGUGCAGCACCAGGGACAAGUGUCAGUGCCCCCCCGAUUUUACUGGAAAGUUCUGCCAGAUGGCUGUUCAGAAUGGACAACAGCAGCCGUCAGGCGGCUACAGCCAGACUCAGGUCCACUCCACACACACCCUGCCCCUGACCUACAGCAAUGGCCACAACCCUGUGUUCAGCCCCAGCAUCGUCAACAUCCACAUUAAGCAUCCCCCCGAAGCCUCGGUCCAGGUCCACCAGGUGUCUCAGCUGGAUAACUACCACAACAUCGGGCAGCAGCUCAAAGCUUCCCAGGCAGGCUCCUCCUCCUCCACCAGCUACACCUACCAGCACUCAGAGAGCAGCCAGAAGAUCCAGCAGCACGGCUACAACAUGCUUUAUCCCAGCCCGCAUGGCUACCAGCCAAUCAGCUCCAAGAACACCCUGGGCCGCUGCUUCCAGGAGACAGCAGGGAGUCAGUGUGGGAAGGCUCUGCCAGGUCUCAUUAAGCAGGAGCAGUGCUGUGGGACCAUCGGGACGUCCUGGGGUUUCCACAAAUGCCAGAAGUGUCCAAAGAAACAAUCUAUUCCUCUGAUAGAUUGUCCUCAGGGUUACAAGAGAAUCAACAGCUCUCAUUGCCAAGAUUUCGAUGAGUGCCAGCUGCAGGGGGCGUGUCCUAAUGGGAACUGUCUGAACACUGUGGGCAGCUACAGGUGCAUGUGUAAACUCGGUUUUGUUCCUGACCCCACACUCACCACUUGCAUACCCAACACGCCUGCCAUCCAAGAGGAGAAGGGGGCUUGCUUCCGUUUGGUCAGCUCAGGGAGGCAGUGUUUGCACCCAGUGUCUACCCAACUGAGCAAACAGCUCUGCUGCUGCAGUGUUGGCAAAGCCUGGGGCCCUCGUUGUGACAAAUGCCCUCCUCAAGGAACAGCAAAGUUCAAAGACAUCUGUCCUGGUGGAAUGGGCUACACUGUUCUACCAAAUCCGCCUGUCAAUAAGCCAGUCACCGUUCACCAGGCACCCAUUGAGCCUCUACCCCUCCAACCCCUGCCAACACCAGAGAGACCAGUGGAGGCUUUUGGGAAACCAGAAGAGAUUAUACCAGUAGCAACAGCUGCACCAGAUGAGGAGCUGGUAGUUCCUGUGGUUAGUGAUAGGCCAGUAGUUGAACCUAUCCUGCCCCAGCUAUCUCCGGGUGUAUCUACUGUCAAGAUCGAGGCAGCCUACCCAGAGGUUGUUGAGAGGAGCUCUCCACCUGAACCAGUGGAGAUCCUGCCAUCUAACGCAGGCCAGGACAUCGCCCCCACCCAGUCAGCUGAGGUGGAUGAGUGCCAGAUCAACCCUUAUAUUUGUGGCCAGGGGAUUUGUUACAACACAGCAGAGGGUUACACCUGCCACUGUGAUGAAGGAUACCACCUGGAUGACGCCCAAUCCACCUGUGAAGAUGUAGAUGAGUGUUCGGAAAGCCCAUCUUUGUGCUUUGGCGGUCGCUGCAAGAACACAGAAGGCAGUUUUCUGUGUGUGUGUGCGCAGGGAUUCCUCGUGGAUGAAGAAGGAACCACUUGUGUUGAUGUGGAUGAGUGCCAGGAUGAGCGGAUCUGUACCCGGGGCCACUGCCAGAACACUGACGGCUCAUUUCUGUGUCAGUGUGGGCCCGGCUUCAUCCUGUCUCUGGCUGGAGACCACUGUGAUGAUGUGGAUGAGUGUGUAGAGGAGCCCGGGCCCUGUGAGGCCGUGGGCCAGUGUGUCAACAACAUGGGCUCAUACAGCUGCAGCUGCCCCCGGGGGUACCGGCAGAUCAAUGGCACCCGCUGCACAGGUACACGCACACAUGCACACACAGAGUUACAUACACACACCCUUCCUCUUGUGACACUUCUGCCUUUGUUUGUGUGUUGUUCAGAUAUUGAUGAGUGUGGGCUCAAUGAGACGCUGUGUGGCCCUUAUGGCUACUGUGAGAACAGACUGGGCUCCUUCCGAUGCCUCUGUGACCAGGGCUACCACGAGUCCCUGGAUGGCCAAGGCUGUGUGGAUGUGAACGAGUGUGAGCUGCUGAGCAGUGUGUGUGGAGAGGCCCAGUGUGUGAACGCUGAUGGUUCCUUCCUCUGCGUAUGUCCCAGCGGCCAGGACUAUAACGUCAUGAUCGCCAAGUGUGAGGCCGUUCCCACAGUGUCAUCAGUGGAGCAUAAGGAGUGCUACUACCGUCUGAACGACAAAAACCUGUGUGAGAGUGUGCUGACCAGCCAUGUCACCCUGCAGGAGUGCUGCUGCACUCUGGGAGCCGGCUGGGGGGACAACUGUGAGGUGUACCCCUGUCCUGUCAAUGGCACAGACCAGUUUGAUCAGAUGUGUCCGUCUGGAAGAGGAUUUAUUCCCAAUGGAGACUUCCUAUACGGAGUGGCCACAGCUGACAGCUACAAGGAUGCAGAUGAGUGUACUCUGUUUGGCCAGGAGGUGUGUAAAGGAGGCUUCUGUCUAGACACUGUGGGCAGCUACGAGUGUUACUGUAAGACUGGACAGGACUACGACGCUGCCAAUCUGCAGUGCACAGACAUGGAUGAGUGUGUGGAUGAGUCUCUGUGUGCUGGUGGACAGUGUCUGAACACAGAUGGCUCGUACAUGUGUUUUUGUACCCAUCCCAUGGUGCUGGAGCCCAGCAGUAACCGCUGUGUCUUUAUUCCUGAGGCAGCUGAGCAACAUGAGGCGGAGCAGACGGACUACCAAGGGAUCUGCUGGCAGACGGUGACACAGAGCAUGACGUGCAUGCGGCCACUGGGUUCCGACAGGAAGACCACGUACACAGAGUGCUGCUGUCUGCACGGCGAGGCCUGGGGCAUGGACUGUGCCCUGUGCCCCUUCAGGAACACUGAGGAUUAUGCGUCCAUGUGUAACCUUGGCGGGCGGCGGGCAUACGGUCAUGACGCCCUUGUUGCCGGCCCUGUCCAUGAAUAUGAAGUGAGCCCAGACUAUUCACCAUUACCUGAUCCUGUCCUGCCUUUUUACGACGAGGAGCCUCCAUUCAAGGCCUUUGAGGGUUUGCGAGCAGAUGAGUGUGGGAUACUGAAUGGCUGUGAGAACGGUCGGUGUGUCCGGGUUCAGGAGGGUUACACCUGCGACUGCUUUGAUGGAUACACCCUGGACCUGUCCCGCAUGGCCUGCAUUGAUGUGAACGAGUGUUCAGAGCUAAACAACCGGAUGUCGUUGUGUAAAAAUGCUAAGUGCAUCAACACAGUGGGCUCCUAUCAGUGUGUGUGUCUGCCAGGCUUCGCUGCAUCUGACAAACCCAACUACUGUGUGGCCCCAGCAACACACCAAACAGCAACACACACAGGGAGCAUGGACGGACACUAGGGGGCGACAAGAGACACUAUAACCACACGCACAAGCUUGUAUCACUAUACUUGUGAGGACGUCCACUGACAUUCAGCCACUGCAAAAUCCUCAACACUAACCUUAAAGCUCCCUGGUUUGGUUUAAGUGUCGAGCAGCACUCCCAAUCCAAAAACACCUCUUAGUCAGAAGACACCUGGAGGAAAGGUAGAGAUGUGGGGGUCAAAUAACACAAUCAGGGAGUAUACCAGUUAAAUAUCUUUUUAUCAUUUUUGUCCAACAUCUAAAUCAAACCAAAAGAACAUACGCCUUAAACCUUGCCUUUGAAUGAAACUAAGCCCUGUUCUGAUUUGAAUCAUUUAAAAACUAAUACAAAUCCACAUCUGCCAUUUACCAGUGUCAUGUAUUUUUACUCACUUCAUGCAUUCCCCCUCUGUUCUAUCUACAAUCUAUUAUCUACAAUCAUUGUGUUACUUUGGGUUCAUUUUAGUAGUUUUCCAAUGUGGACAUUUUAAAAAUAAAACAUUUGUAAUAUUAUAAAGUACUCCCAAUUUGAAAGCCUAAUUUUGUAGAAAGCAUAACAGUAUCUUUUUAAUGAAUUCUCACAGACUUCACUGUCAACAUUGCAACAUGCUCUGGUUUCUUUGGUUAAAGGAAUAGUUUGUCAUUUUGGGAUAUGCUUAGUUGUGUUCUUUCUAGGAGUAAGAUGUAAAAUGCCAUGUCAAAUAUAUGCAACAAGGCUGAAUGGCAGAUCUCUUAAUACAGCCAUGUUUAGCAAAACGUUAGGUACAUGCCAUGGACAGCUUUUUUCAUUCCAACAGGAAGUUUUAAGGCAUUAUGUAUAACAUUCAGACACUCGGGGGUACAUGUAAUGAGCCAGGCAGUAAAUAGGGAGUGAUUUUGGACAUAGCCAAUGAGACUACAACCACAUGCAGGUAUAAUAAUUGGGAUGUUGACUAUCUUAGUUUAUAGUGUUUGCAUGCUAGCAUUUGCUAAUUAGCACAAUACAUUUAAUACCAGCUGACUGCCAUUAGUUCUGGAGGUAUUAAGUCAUAAACCAAAGUAUAUCAUUUUGACCUGAUUAUGGCACUGGAUGAAAAAUCAAAGCAUCACAUUUAUUACAAUUCAUCCUCUGGAAAACACAGAUGUCUAAAACAAAUAUUGCUGCAAUCCAUCAAAAAGUUGUUUAAUAAAAAUCACAAAUCUGGGGACCAUGAAUGUUGCAGCGUGCAUCGACAUCUAUCCACCAGCUGAGACAUGUCCGGAGUCAUCACCAGCUGACAUUAGCCCCACUGCUAGGGUGGACCCCCCCCCCCUAUAACUAACAUCAACCAUCAAUUCCCUACAUGUAUGAUGUAUUGUCAGAAUAAAUAAUAAUCAGUGUUUUUUUUAACAUAGCUCAACAUUUGAUGAAAUCCCUGAUGAGUAAUUUAUAGUAAUGUUUAAUUAUGGUGUAUGCAUUUCAAAUUAUAAUUUUAAUUGUUAGCAUUAAAACAAUGGUAAAUGCUUAAUUGAACUCGUGUUCACUAGUGUGUCUUCAAGGGCUUCAUCACUAUUUAAAAUCACUUAGUAAACACUUGGUCCGUAAAGUAUGGAAAUACAACAAGCACACACACACACACACACACACACACACACAGUACUUAAUCAAAGCCCAUAUAUUCUGCACUGUAUCAGAAAUCUAACUCUACAUGAAACAAACAGUAAUUUACUUGAGAUGAAGAUUCAACUUAAUCUACUAUGUGCGGCCUAUGUGUGGGAUAGAAGCAGAAUUGUAUAAAAUGUGUUUUGUCUGUUGCUUUUCCAAGUCUGUUCCUUAUUUGUUUUGAAGUGGCGUUGUAUGUGUGUUAUAAGAGGUCGUUUUGCUCAUUUAACGUAUCGACAAACCCUAUGGACUUGUGCUGGGGGAUCCAAUUGUUAUUUUCUACCCAGUCUAACUGAUUGUGGAUAUUUAAUUCUGUGAAGAGGCCAACUGUCUGCUCCCUCUCUUCCUCCGUUGCCAUCCCUCUGUCUGCCAUAAAGAAAAGCUUGUUUCAACACUAAAGCAUCACCUAAUCAUGUAUUAUCCACACUUUUGUGGGAUUUUGUCUUUGUGUUGUAAGAAUGGUAAAAUGCGGUCAUAAAAUUACUUAUUUUCUGGGACAUAGGACAAUUCCAGGAUUCAUGUGUCUUACCAAGAGACUUUUUGUUUCCUGGUAUUCCUUCCCUUCUUCCUUCUUUAGACACAUAUGUUGAGAAGACUGAAAUGUGUUUUAUUUUUCAUACUUCACUUAUCUGUGUUUUACAGCAAAGUCUUGCAAAGUUGUAAAGCUGCUAUGGGACAGCGAUGGGAGAGAAGAAACUUUACAUUGUACAUUUAAACCGAGUGGAGAAAACAACUAAUGUAUUUGUAAUUUGUACAUGAAUAAAUAACUUUUUCUAUGAAUUCAUAUUACAGUGUACAUUAAACCCAUUGGUAAUAAACCACAAAUUGUGAUAUCUGUG